This is a messenger RNA of Culex pipiens pallens (northern house mosquito), 3251 nucleotides long. RefSeq names its product CCR4-NOT transcription complex subunit 7 (gene Pop2). Bases 1004 to 2158 code for a protein of 384 amino acids. The transcript has 4 exons. NCBI's taxonomy places the organism in Eukaryota, Metazoa, Arthropoda, Insecta, Diptera, Culicidae. The record is from RefSeq and is a predicted model, not a curated record. Gene Ontology annotation, molecular function: nucleic acid binding; poly(A)-specific ribonuclease activity. Gene Ontology annotation, cellular component: CCR4-NOT core complex; CCR4-NOT complex; P-body.
AAUACGUUCCAUUUACCGUGUACCGCGCAGCAGUGCCACAAGAGUGAAAAAAAGAGUGUCGAAGAAUCUUCCCGCAGCAGUGGCCGUGGUGCGGAAGAAGCGCUUGAAAAACACUAACGGGAAUCGACAGACCCGGUCCAGCUCCGCGUAAAAUCGGCCCUCGUUGGUUCGUCCACUUCCGGCAGGAACAGAUCCUUUUUCUUUUCCGCUAGUGUCACUUUUUUCUGGUGUGGGUGUGUGUGUGUGCGUGCUGCACACGCUUGACAGAACGGGACAGCAGCGCAUUGUUUGGCUGAGUGUGUACGUGCGUGCGUGUGUGUGUUUGUGUCUGGAGGAGAGGCUUUUGGCUCGUGAUAGAGGAAACUUCCCGCAGGCAGUAGAAGCAGCUCCCCCGGGGACCUAGCCCGGACCGUGUGUGUGUGUGUGUGCUCCGACGUACGCUCUGCCACCCCGCGCAUCCCGGAAGAGCUGCACAACUGGCGCCUGUGUCGAGAUACAACAGUGCCUCCUUUCGCUUCCGCGAGUGGAACUAGCAAACUCGACUCGACCUCUUCACAACAAACUUUGUGUGUGUGCGCGUGCGCGGCUAGGUUGGUAGCAGGUUCCUCGGAGGUCCAUUGUGGCUGACGACACGGCGGCCGCCGAAGCAAACCAGCAGCAACGACGACGACGACGCAAAUCGAGGGAGGAGGAAGACGACGGAAGUAACUACGGGGCGGACCGAGGCCAGCAACUGCGACCGGAUGAAAACGAGAAAGAAUCUGACGACAGUGACAGCAGCAGCAUUGGAGGAAGACGAGUUACGACAAAAGCAACAGGCGAUAAUAGUGCUACAGAGUUAAGUGAGUCGUCCAGGAGGGAGGAAGACGGGACAGAGGAUUCGAAAAAGGACGACGACGAGGAGAAGGAAGAAGGACAGACUAGGAACCGGACGGAAGGGCAGGAAUUGCAACAGCAUCAGCAGAAACAAGAGAAGCUUAAGCCCCAGAUCGUGGUGCAGGCAAUGCCAUCGGCAGUCAGCGGUGGCGGAAAUCAUACAGGCGGCGGUGGUGGCGGCGGGGGCGGCAAUGGCAACAACAUGAACCCGCAAACGAACGAAGAAUGCGGCAUCCGGGACGUUUGGCGACACAAUCUGGACGAGGAGUUCCGCACGAUCCGACACAUUGUCCAGAAGUACCACUACGUGGCGAUGGACACCGAGUUCCCCGGGGUGGUGGCCCGGCCCGUUGGCGAGUUCCGCUCGUCCGCCGACUACCAGUAUCAGUUUCUGCGCUGUAACGUGGACCUGCUGCGGAUCAUCCAGCUCGGGUUGACCUUUAUGGACGAGGAAGGUCGAACGCCGCCCGGCUUCUCCACGUGGCAGUUCAACUUCAAGUUCAACCUCAACGAGGACAUGUACGCGCAGGACUCGAUCGAUCUGCUGCAGAACUCGGGCAUUCAGUUCAAGAAGCACGAAGAGGACGGCAUCGACCCGCUGGACUUUGCCGAACUGCUGAUGACGUCGGGGAUCGUGCUGAUGGACAACAUCAAGUGGCUCAGCUUCCACUCGGGGUACGACUUUGGCUAUCUGCUGAAGCUGCUGACGGACCAGAAUCUGCCGGCCGAGGAGAGUGACUUCUUCGAACUGCUGCGAAUCUACUUCCCCACGAUCUACGACGUCAAGUAUCUGAUGAAGAGCUGCAAGAACCUCAAGGGCGGUCUGCAGGAGGUCGCCGACCAGCUGGAACUGCGCCGCGUUGGACCCCAGCACCAGGCCGGCUCGGACUCGCUGCUCACCGGGAUGGCCUUCUUCAAGAUGCGCGAGAUGUUCUUCGAGGACAACAUUGACAACGCCAAGUACUGCGGCCACCUGUACGGUCUCGGCACGUCGUUCAUCGUGAAUGGUAGCAACAACAGCAACAACACGAUCAGCAGCGGCGGCGGCGGCGGCAACAACACCAACAACAGUUCCAGCACAGCGGGCUCGAACGCAAACAGCGCAAACACCGGCGGUGGCGGUUCCGGCGGGGCACGGGACGGCGCCAACACCGGAUCGACCGGAGGAAACAGUAACAGCAACAGCAACCAGAACAACAGCAGUAGCAACAACAGCAACAACAACAACACUAGUAACAACAACAACAACCACGACAACGGUGAAUCGAACGCGACGUCCUGAUUUCGUCUGCUGACGAGGUAAAUGGGGAGAUGGAACGAAACCGUUGCUGAAGAUUCAAACGGCACGACACACACAAACGCAUUAUAACCAGCAGCAAGUACUCUUCUCUUACUAAAAAGCAAACGCAAGAAACAAAAAGAAACAACUAUUUAUUGAACACACAAACAACACACACUCACAGCUUUAUUACUAUCAAACUAUAAUCGAUAUACUCGAGUAAUUAGAGACUCUCGCUUCAAGCUCUAUAUCGGAAGCGCGAAUGUUUAUCUAAUUUUAAGGCAAGGAAAGGAAUAAACAUUUUAAUCGAUGAACUUUUUUCAAGUUGUGCAGAAAUUGUACCAAUUUAUUUUUUGUGUGACUUUAAUUAUUUCUUUUGAGUUGUUUUGUACAUUAUUUUGUUUUAUCGCACCUUUGACGAAUACCUUACUAGAUGAGCGUUUAAACAUAUUUUCUUUUUCCUGUUUCUGUUUGAUGAUAAAACGCUAGGUGAAAUAGAGGAUUCAAAGUGAAUUUAUUUUUGGGCAUUUUUUCUCAUACAUUAACUAAAUCUAACUAAACUAUGGUAAAGCACACAAACACACAUUUAAUGAACUAUAGGACGACGAGCAGCAGACUCGGCAUAUAAAUAGUGCGAAGAAAAGAGAAGAGAACGAGGUUUUCUGGUUUUGUAGAAUAGUUUUCUUAGUAAGAGGAGGCAGAAAAGUAGAAGCGUGCGCAUGGAGGGACAAACUUGACUCGAGACACACAAAUCUAGACGGAAAUAAAAAGAAAUAAAACAACAUUUGUGAGUUAUAAAAUAAAACAAAAGGACGACGACGAAAAAGAAGAGAGGAAGAAGAAGUGGAGAUAAAAGGCAACCACAAUAGUAAAAUACACAAAUUCACUUAAAGGCAUGAACAAAGUUACACUUUUUAGCUGCAGCAAACUUCAAUAGUCAAAUUGCGAAUAAACAAUUGACGAACAGCAAGCAACAACAACACACACACCAGCAAACCGGAAGCAGCCACAUCAACCUGGUGGGGCGAGCUCAACACGCAAAAAAUAUACAUUGAAAUAAAAAGUUUUAUUAAUUCUGAAAUUAUUCAAAUUUAAA